Didymodactylos carnosus is the source of this 1281-nucleotide messenger RNA. The record is from the annotation of a GenBank genome assembly. NCBI's taxonomy places the organism in Eukaryota, Metazoa, Rotifera, Eurotatoria, Philodinida, Philodinidae.
GGUUUUGGUGAGAAUCGUUUGGGUGUUAUAUAUGCAGUGCAGUGUUUGAUAAUCAGAAGAACUUCUUUGUUUUUGAUUUUUCAAUAAAAGCUAGAACCAAUCCGAAUACUAUUUUGAAUAGCCCGAAGAUUUGACAUUACCGAAUCUCGGUGUUUCCUCUUACAUCAAUACCGAUUAUAGACCUAAAACGUGGUAACGUCCAUAUCUCGGUAAUCAGAAGGUAUUAACCCUCAAAGUAUUUCAAUUUUCUGAACAGAAAACUUGGUCUGCGAAGGUUGAAACCAAGUUAUGUUUGCUCAGCUCACCCUUCUCUUUCGAAUGAUGCAUGAUUCGAUCGAAUAUAAAAUAGUAUAUGAAUUUUGAAUUACGCGCGCCUCAUCUUUGAGGUCGUUUUUUUCCAAAAACCCGGAUGUUUCGAUUUUCUUCAAUAAUUGCGUCGACAAGAAAGUGAAGCGUUCAGAAGCCUUAAAAUGACGAGAAACGGAAGUUUUGCUGCGGUCGAUCAUUUUAUCAUUAGAGCUUACAAGUUCAAGUGUAUACUCUUCUGAAGCGAUUAUUACAUUUUUAUUCUGAUCAAUCAGCUAUUGAACUACUUUAUCUCUCCUAGGUGUCAUUAAACUUCUAUGUGAAAAUGGUGCAUCACUCGAUUGUAAAGAUGUAGCUGGUUAUUCAUGUAUUCAUCAUUGUACAACAUCAAUGGCUAAUCAUUUAUCUAUUGAAAUAGGAAAAUAUUUAGUUGAUUAAGGUGCAGGUGUUAAUACUGAAAACCGUGCUGGCCGUGUAGCACUUUUAGAACCUAUUAUGUGUAUGAGAGAAGAUUGUGUUGAAUUUUUAUGUUUAUAUGGUGAUGCUGAUCCAACUUUAACAGAUUCAGAUGGUGUUGCACCCAUGUCACUCGCAAGAAUGUUUCCAAAAAUUCAACUAAUAUUUAGUAAACGAUUGAAGCGAAAAGCGUUUCUAAAUAAACGGGUGAAAUUACAUGAUCUAAAAGGAGCAGAUGAUGCUGCUGGAACGUUGAAUGGCUCUGAAGGUACCGUUCUCAGGUAUGAUCCGUCAGAUCAACGGUUUCACAUCCAGUUAGACAAUGAUGAGAAACGUAUGCUCUCAAUUAAAGAAGAAAAUUUAGAAUUGAUCGAAAAAUUACAAGAAUGUGCAGCAAAAGGAUGUAAAAACUUUCGUGAUUCAAGUGUCAAAUGUCCUCGAUGUUUGGUGACUAUAUAUUGCAGUGAUUCAUGUCGUCGCCUCACUGGUCGAAACACAAACAGAUUUGUCAAAAGUUAG